AACAGUUUACUGGAAGCAGGUAAUGCACACUCACCUGUGCUGCAGUUUAAACUAUAGCAAAACAAAAUACAAGACGACUUUUUCUGUAAAAAAAUAGCUAAAGAUGGGAACCACAGCAAGCCAACUUGAUACACUGAGGUUAUUGGAAUAUGAAGAACUAACAUUUCUUACAAAGCAAGAAAUUCUCCAUGCUUACCAAAGAUUUGACGAACUGGUUCCAAAGGAGGUAAAAAAUCGUCUAGACUACAGAAUUUCCAUGAAUGACGUCCUCACUCUGCCCGAGCUCAAGGCCAACCCUUUUAACGAGAGAAUCUGUAAGGUGUUCUCCACCUCUGACAUUAAAGAUGGAAGCCUCGACUUUGACGACUUCCUCGAUCUUUUGAGUGCCUUCAGUGAUUCGGCAACUCUGGAUAUCAAAUCUCACUAUGCAUUCCGGAUAUUCGAUUUUGAUGAUGAUGAGAAACUUGGUCGCCGUGAUCUAGAGAAACUGGUAAACUGCUUGACUGGUGGGAAAGAUGAUGCAAAGCUUACUCCUGAAGAAAGGAAACAGCUCGUGCAGAACAUUCUCGAAGAGGCAGACAUUGAUGGGGAUGGUUCUCUGAACUUCUUUGAGUUUAAGCUCGUUAUUUCAAGAUCACCAGAUUUUGUCAGCUCAUUCAAGAUUGAACUGUGAAGACAUUGACUGGACAAUGGAAAUACACCCACAAAUGUUAUUGUAAAAUAACUUUUAGGGCAAAUUAUUUUUUAUAAACCUUCCUAAGAUACACUUAGCUAUGAAUUUCAAAUUUUAAGCUCAAUUUAAUGACUAUAAAUAAAUGUUUUGUUCAUAUUUUUUAAUUGUCAAGUGUCAGAAUACUUGUUCGGAUAAUGUCUUGUAUAAAUAGUGUGGUUCAAUGUUUAUAGUGAGGUUUUGUGGGAUGUUCAGGAGAAAGUCCUUCCUCUUCUGUAACUGCAGCAAAAGUGUUCCAGGGGCCGCACGCCACGCCAACAACUCGCAGCUGCUGCACCCUAAAAAAUCUGAACGGCAAAACGAUUGGUGUCCGAGUUCCCCAUGUUCACCUGAAAACACAAUACAAUGAGAAGUGAAAAAUAGGCUUUAACACUACAUUUCUGUUAAAGUUUACUUUUUUUUAUUUGGCUACCUCGUCCCCAACCAAGAAUUGAGGCAGGGAAAAAAAAGACUGCAUGUUUGCCAGAGUUGUACUUACCUAAAAAUACAAAUUAAAAAAAA
Molecule: messenger RNA, 1231 nt
Organism: Oryzias melastigma (Indian medaka)
Lineage: Eukaryota; Metazoa; Chordata; Actinopteri; Beloniformes; Adrianichthyidae
Product: calcium and integrin-binding protein 1
Exons: 7
Coding region: 104-673 (189 amino acids)
Molecular function (GO): calcium ion binding
Source: RefSeq, a predicted model, not a curated record